Messenger RNA from Gossypium raimondii (Peruvian cotton), 726 nucleotides. RefSeq lists its product as uncharacterized. Lineage: Eukaryota; Viridiplantae; Streptophyta; Magnoliopsida; Malvales; Malvaceae. The record is from RefSeq and is a predicted model, not a curated record. The transcript is spliced from 2 exons. Bases 1 to 726 code for a protein of 241 amino acids.
AUGUUCGUAUCGAACCCCAGGGCUAAUCCAACAGAUCUAAUUGUUCCAGAUCUGGACGAUCCUAUGGAAAUAGCAAAGUUGGAAACUGAUGAUUAUGACGCUCAAGAUAGGUACAAGAUCCUAGAAGAAAGGCUUAAGGCAAUAGAAGGUGCUGAAGUCUUCUCUGCUUUGAGUGCUAAAGAACUCAGUUUGGUGCCCGAUCUGGUUCUACCCCCGAAAUUCAAGGCACCAGAUUUUGAAAAGAACGAUGGGACGCGAUGUCCAAAGGCACAUCUCGUCAUGUUUUGUCGGAAGAUGACUGGUUACGUGAAUGAGGAUAAAUUGCUGAUACACUAUAUGGUGCCUGAUCGACUAACUUUGCAAAUGAUGGAAAAGAAGCCGACAGAGACUUUUAGGCAAUAUGCACAGAGAUGGAGGGAUAUCUCGGCUCAGGUGGAACCCCCGUUAACUGAGACGGAAAUAACGGUCCUCUUUAUCAACACUCUAAAAGCGCCAUUUUACGAUAAGUUGGUAGGAAGCGCCACAAAACACUUUGCGGAUAUUGUAAUAUCUGGGGAGCUUAUUGAAAACGCCGUCAAAAGUGGAAGAAUAGAAGGUCCCGAGGGUUCGAAGAGGGCAAUACCCAUGAAGAAAAAUGAGGCAGAAGCCCAUAUGAUUGGAACCGAUGGCCACUGUACCCCCAAUUCAUACCCCGCCCAAUCACGACCUCAUUAUCGCCCACCUUGA